Patiria miniata (bat star) is the source of this 935-nucleotide messenger RNA. RefSeq names its product B9 domain-containing protein 2-like (gene b9d2). Gene Ontology annotation, biological process: cilium assembly. Gene Ontology annotation, cellular component: MKS complex. NCBI's taxonomy places the organism in Eukaryota, Metazoa, Echinodermata, Asteroidea, Valvatida, Asterinidae. The record is from RefSeq and is a predicted model, not a curated record. The transcript has 4 exons. The coding region runs from base 131 to 655 and encodes 174 amino acids.
GCCUGAUGAGGACACAACACAAGAGGGCGUUGUAACCAAAACAAGUGUCCCAUUCCGUUUACAUGUACUUCGUUGGGUUGCACUUCGGCAGAAUCUGUGCCCAGAGUGACCGACGUGUCUAUGAGGGAAAAUGGCAGAGGUGCACGUCAUUGGUCAGAUUGUUGGAGGGAGUGGGUUUCCAAGCCACAGUUUGUUCUGCAAAUGGGGAAUACACGCAGGGGGUGCAUGGAAGGUGAUAGCUGGAGCUAGGGAGGGACAGACACAGGUUGAUCUUCCACAGAAUGAUGCCUUCGCUGCUUGGAGUCAUCCCAUUGACAUACAUUUUGCAACAAAGGGCCUUCAAGGUUGGCCCAAACUGAAAUUUGAGGUGUACCACCAGGACGAGUUUGGCCGCAACGAGCUGUACGGCUACGGGUUCUGCCACCUGCCCACCUCCCCCGGGAUGCACAACAUUGAGUGCGUGACCUGGCGGCCUGCAGGAACGGCUCGUGAACAGAUCGCCCAGUUCUUCAUUGGCGGUGCACCACAGCUGCGCAACCCUGACAUGGUCCACAGUGCCGAGCGGUACGCCCUGAGCACCACAGCCAUGGGAAAGGUCCACCUACAGCUGGGCAUCAUCUUCAGGAACUUUGACCGGUAUGGAGUGGAGUGCUGAAAUGCCAAAGAUAGUUGAGAUAGUUGUACUUUGUACUGGAUUAGAAGCUGGUCAGAAACUAGGAGCCAAUGGUCCUAGUGUGUGGGCAAUUGAGUAAAGAUAGAAUCCAGAAAAAAAGAUGUUUGCAGAAAAUUUUCAACAAUUUUUGCUGCAUGGCUUUGACUUGAAUGGGAGACCCACUUACUUUGCAAAUAUUUUUCAUUUCUUGACCCUAACUCCCUAGGCCUUUUUGCGAGGAUGUAGCCUCAAUCCUGCAAAAUCCUCCAAUUGGCCUCAUGGA